GUCCCUCGCACGACGCCUGCGCACCGCGGCUAGAGCGCAUGUGUCACUGGUGAGUGGCGGGCGCCGAGUGGGGCGACACAGACCUAAAGGCUUUAGGUUGUAGACAGUUUGUGAAAUGAGCGAUUCAGAAGAUGAUGAUAUACCUCAGCUUUCUUCGCACGCCUUAGCAGCCCUCCAGGAAUUUUAUGCUGAGCAGAAGCAGCUCGCCAUCCCAGGAAGGGAUGGUAAAUACAACGCUGGGGUAAUAGAGGAGAACUGGCAGCUGAGCCAGUUUUGGUAUAGUCAGGACACCGCUUUGCAACUCGCACAGGAAGCUGUCGCUGCUGCUGGAGAAGGUGGCAGAAUUGCAUGUGUGAGUGCGCCCAGCGUGUAUCAGAAGCUCCGGGAGCUGCACAGGGAGGACAUCACUGCAUACAUCUUUGAGUACGACAGAAGAUUCGCCGUAUAUGGGGAGGAAUUUGUCUUCUAUGAUUACAACAAUCCACUGGACUUACCUGGAAGAAUCCCUGAGCACAGUUUUGACAUCGUGGUUGUGGAUCCUCCUUAUCUGUCUGAGGAAUGUCUCAGGAAGACAUCUGAAACGGUCCGGUUCCUGACUCGGGGCAAGAUUCUGCUGUGCACAGGAGCCGUCAUGGAAGAGCAGGCCGCUCAGCUCCUGGGUGUGAAGGUGUGCAAGUUUAUUCCAGAGCACUCCCGAAACUUGGCCAACGAGUUCCGCUGUUACGUGAACUAUGAUUCUGGUCUGGACUGUGAAACCUAAAUUCACAUGGCAACAUCUAACAAUAAAGGACACCAAGGAAAUGUUUCCCAGUUUAUUCUUUUUCUGUUGAAAUGUGACCUCCCCCUCACUCUGCCUUGGACUGGGACUCUCCUGGCUUAAUUUUUUUCAAAAUAAAACUUAUCAUUGCUAUUUCUAUAA
Messenger RNA from Mesocricetus auratus (golden hamster), 919 nucleotides. RefSeq names its product EEF1A lysine methyltransferase 1 (gene Eef1akmt1). Bases 116 to 760 code for a protein of 214 amino acids. The transcript has 5 exons. The record is from RefSeq and is a predicted model, not a curated record. Gene Ontology annotation, biological process: methylation. Gene Ontology annotation, molecular function: nucleic acid binding; protein-lysine N-methyltransferase activity. NCBI's taxonomy places the organism in Eukaryota, Metazoa, Chordata, Mammalia, Rodentia, Cricetidae.